AUGGCGACCCUCACUGUGCGAUCCUCGCUCUACUUUUCACUGUCUUCCAAUCUUCCUUUGAUCUAUGAUGACUUCGUGACUGUUUUUAUGAUCGCAGACGGCGUUGACAACACACAGGAGAUCAAGCAAGGUUUCAAGCUUCGGCCGACAAAGACAAUCGAUAAGUCGAAACCUGUCAUCAUUGCAGAAGGAGAGGAUGCUGAUGAAAUUGCUCCGACAAAGCGACCACCUCCCCAGGCGGCUCCUGUUCCGGAGAUUGAGAUUCCAUGUGGAUUGGAUUCUGCUGCAAAGUCUCCGAGAGCAUCCCCGUCUCCACGGGCGUCACCUUCUCCCAGAGCUUCACCUAAACCAAGUUCCAGCUCCGUGCCUCCUCCACCUAUAAUGUCCGGUGGUGGGCCUCCUCCUCCUCCGCCACCGCCUGGGUCCGCUCCGCCUCCACCACCACCACCGCCAGGAGGCGCUGCUCCACCUCCUCCACCACCAUGUCCUUCUCCUUCACAAGAUUUUCGGAAGUCCAAAUCACCUUCACCAUUCCCUGGACUCGGUGGGAAAUCGCCAGCGGAAAUUGAUCUCGAUGCAUUCCUGAAGUCCAUUCAGGGAGGAAUCCGCCUUCGCAAGACGGUCACUAAUGACAAAAGCGGCCUAAUCGUUGACGAAACCAUGAAGGAGAAGAGUGUGCAAUUGAUCGAACCUGCACCAUCCACAGCGUAUAUCCCUCCAAAGAAGGAUCCUCCAAAGAAAAGCGUGGCUUAUCAAAGGCCCAGAUCUCCUUAUUUGCAAGCAGAAGCGUCUGAUGAUGAAAGAUUCCUGACGCCGACUGGUCGUGGCUCUGAAUAUGGCACUCCAGAGCCUGAUGCCAAAGAAGAAAGGAGAUCAACGGACUUCGCUUUCGACGAGAAAAGUCUGAAAGUUACUGCAGAGGAUAUCAAGCAGGAGAUCCCAACGGGAACGGCAGCCGCAAGAAUAGCAAAAUUCAACGUAGGAGGUACGGAUGCCGCAAACGGCGGUACUGUGCAACGAAACUUCCGUCCGUCGCCAGUGCGAAUUCCAUUCUUGGCCGAGGUGAACAACAAUGCAAGCGGUGAGAAGAAACCCAAAGCCCCGUCGAAAUGGGCACCAGUCGAGUGCGGAGGGCUCAGACAGCCAACUCGAGUGAAUGUCCCUAUGGACCGGAACGAACGUGCUCAUUCGGAGGUGCGUACUCGCAGCAGCUCAAAUCUUCAGGAGCCUUCGUCAUUCGAAAGAGCCCGCACUCAGAGUCCUACUCCACGAGAGCCAGUCAAUUCCGAUCCUCCUAAACGUGGAGAUCGAAAGAAUGCGCCUAAGGAGAUUUCAGUCAGCACUGAUUUCUCUGCUCCACCACUCCCUAAAUCACAGCCGCCAUCCAUCAACGAGAUUCCACCGUCGCCAAAAACUUCCGUUUCUCAUCCAUAUUCUUACAGUAAGACUGCUGAAACAGCCAGAAAUCGGAGCCCAACGCCAUCCUCGGAGAAAGCUUCACCAUCUCCGUCGUUGUCCUCCGCUUCCCUUCCAUCCCCCUCUUCCAUAUCGCCCGGCAGUACAUCACCUGAUCUGCCGAGGAAGAGGAAUCCAGCGUUUGAUAAGGCAAAAGAGAUGUUUUCCGGAAGUGCGGAAACCAGAACUCCUUCUCCUCGUCCCAAUCUCUUGAAGGAUUCAGUUCGACGUUCGCCUGGUCCUGAUUUUGGAUCUAUCAAAGAGACUAAGAAAGAAAAGAGCAGCACAAAGGAGGCGUCUGAAAAAAGCAAGAUUCUGGAAUGUAUAGUGUUCAUUUUCGUGAAAUCUUCAUCAACUUUACCAUCGCGAGACGCCGGUCUGAAAGCACCAGCUUCUCCACUUCACGUCCGUCGCCGCAGCACUCUCCUCCUCAGCCGCGUCCAUCUUUAUCUCCGCGUCGAGUUAAAUGAACAGAAACGGGUAAUUAACGUGCCCAUCUCUGCUCCUUGGUAUCAGCGUUCGUUAUCCACUACGCAGGCUCCAGAAACGGGUCGUGCACAUAGGGUAGUUGUUAGGAUGGACCCGUUCGCUUCACUCGACAUGGACAGCCUUAGGCGGAAUUACCAGUUCAACAUCGACUUAUCCAGCGAUUCCCCGUUAUCGAUUGUGAACAGAUGA
Molecule: messenger RNA, 2133 nt
Organism: Necator americanus (New World hookworm)
Lineage: Eukaryota; Metazoa; Nematoda; Chromadorea; Rhabditida; Ancylostomatidae
Exons: 15
Coding region: 1-2133 (710 amino acids)
Molecular function (GO): actin binding
Source: RefSeq, a predicted model, not a curated record